This is a messenger RNA of Zychaea mexicana, 866 nucleotides long. RefSeq lists its product as uncharacterized. Lineage: Eukaryota; Fungi; Mucoromycota; Mucoromycetes; Mucorales; Lichtheimiaceae. The record is from RefSeq and is a predicted model, not a curated record. The annotation marks the transcript as partial. The transcript has a single exon.
CAACAGCAACAACAACAACAACAACAACAGGAUUUCCAGUUUGCAACGGCAUUGUCUCCUUCAAACAGCGUAUUUACGACUGCUUCGACCAUUGAUACUCCAUCUUUUGGUGGAGGUAGUAAUAAUGGAGAGCAACAACAAUUUAGCUAUAUUCCGCACUCGAUUCCAACAUCAAUCACACCAGCAGAACAACCACAAACCACAUUUGUUCAACAACAACAACAACCGCAGUACCAGCAGCCGAUUAUUCCUGAGCACGAAAUCAUGCAACAGAACCCGCAAUUCCAAUUUCAAGCACAGCAACAAUUCCAGCAUUUUCAAGAUUCGCAGCAUCAACAACCAACGGCGGCGACGACGACACCAUCAGCUCCAGUAGUAUCAUCAUCAUCAGCAUCAGGAGAACAGCAACAAUCGUACAACCAAUACGAUCUACAGCAAUUUCUUCAAAACACCCAAUUUCUUGCUCAAGCUUCUCAAGCAAUGGAUACCACAACAGCAACACCCAUCUACUUUAAUCCAACUAUAGAAAUGAUUCUGGACGAGCCAGCUGUGACUACUGGCACUUUGGGUGACGGUACGAUGGACGCAGCUACUACCGUCGUGAACACUACAAUGACCACACAGGCCAAUUAUCAGAAUAUCCUACCAACAACAACAAUGAUGAUGCCGAUGUUUGGUUCUUCAGCAGCAGUGUCAAAUGCUGCUCUUGCUGCUCCGGGAGGCGAUGAUUUACAAAAUUAUUUCGUGCCGUAUCCAACUACAACAAUAACGUAUAAUUGAAAUCCUAUCAUAAGAUGUAUACCCUUUCUUUGAAACAACACCAUUUCCAGCAUAUACAUAUAUAUAUAUAUAUAUAUAUAUAUAUA